Messenger RNA from Penicillium chermesinum, 315 nucleotides. RefSeq lists its product as uncharacterized. The record is from RefSeq and is a predicted model, not a curated record. The transcript has a single exon. NCBI's taxonomy places the organism in Eukaryota, Fungi, Ascomycota, Eurotiomycetes, Eurotiales, Aspergillaceae. Bases 1 to 315 code for a protein of 104 amino acids.
AUGGGCGGUAUUUCCCUGUUUCCCAUCACACAGAAUUGCGGUGGAUUUCUGCGAAAACUCAUGUCACCAAAUAUCUUGAACGUAAGAGUUGUCCUCACUUCUCAUUUUACCGUUCUCUACUACAGCUUGUCCCUUACCACCACGUGUUCUAUGAAAGCGGCAGACGGCCGAGAAGGCCAUAGAAUAUCCCUCUGGACUCCAGGAGUGGGCCGCAUCUUGGCCUCCGCAAUUUACCCCAGGGAAAGUUGUGGGGUACCAAAGUGCCAAAUGUUAGCUGGUGGCUGCGGACACCGCGGGGGAAUCCAAUUCAAGUAA